CUAAAAUGUGACGUUAGUAGGAGGAGGUUAAUUGUGAUUUACAGAAAAGAUUAUUUGCCAAUUUAGUCCCAAAUUUUGGGUUAUUCGUGCAAAUUCCCCAAGUUUGAUUAACGACUCGGCUGAAGCCACCUCCGCCUCCGCAUCAUCGGACAAAACUCGGCACCUUCUGCUUCGCUCUCAAGUCUCGACUUUCAGAGUGUCCGAAUCUUACUUGAGAUACUGUUUCCAUCUAUUUACGAGAAGGCGAAAAAAGGGUUUCUUCUUUGGCCGACAAUCAAUGGUUUCCUGGCCUUCGGUGUAGGAGUGUUGCCAUUAUAGUUAGAGAUCUAUUUGACGAUGGAAGUAGCCGAGAAAUCCGAAGAAACGGCAUCAACUAGUACUAAAAAAUUGCCCGGAACGGUGAACUGGGGUACGGCAACAACUAUUGGAGUGUUUGCAGGCAUGUUUUAUGGAGGAAGCAAAGAAGCAGCCGCUUCGGUGAGUAAGGAUGCAGAAGUUACAUUGAAGCUUGGUAGCACACCUGACAAGCGUGAACAAUAUAGGUUAAUAAGAGAUGCAAUGGAGAAAAGAUUUAUCCGAGUUACACGUGGCUCAAUAGUUGGUGGUGUGCGCCUUGGGAUGUUUACAGCUGCAUUUUAUGGUCUACAAAAUCUGCUAGCUGAGAAGCGUGCUGUACACGAUGUCUUCAAUGUUGCUGCAGCUGGUUCUGCCACAGCUGCUACAUUUGGUCUAAUAUUGCCAGGAUCACUCAAGUGGCGUGCUAGGAAUGUAGCAUUGGGAUCUGUCCUAGGUGCAGCAUUUUGCUUCCCUCUUGGUUGGCUUCAUUUAAAGCUUGUAGAGAAAGCAAAUGAAGGUAAUGAAGCGCUUGGUUAUCCUAAUAAAGUUCAAAAGGGAGAAUCAAAGAGUGGUGUCGGUGCUGCUAUUGAGAGAUUUGAAGAAAACUUGAACAAGUAGAUUAAAUGAUCUUCUCUCCAUUUUCCAGCAUAGCAAGAUACCAUGAACAAAGUCAAAGUGGAGUGAUAUACAGACCAUUUCCAACCAGGGUAGUUGGUUUUUUGCUUGCAUUCUACCAUUUUUGCAGGAGUUUCUGGUGGUUUCGAAGAUAAUAAGCUGGCCAUUCUUGGGGACUACCAUUAUAGGAAGAAAACGUGUUUCAUCUUGUUCCUUUAAUCUCAUUUCAUUCUCAUAUAGGAUUAUCUUUUUGGGUUGUGUUACCUUCAAAGAUUUGUUUCAUGAGCGAAAUGUGAGGAUUCUUUCUACAAACAAUUCCCCGUAACUUCAUGUUUAGAUAGCGACUUUGAUCGCUUAAUUAUAUGGAUGUUGGAGUCUUGGAGAUGAAUCCAAAUGAAUAAACUGCUGUCUUCUGGAGAAAUUUGAAAUAUUGGGGUGUGUACCCUCCUAACCUUUGUA
Molecule: messenger RNA, 1410 nt
Organism: Benincasa hispida (wax gourd)
Lineage: Eukaryota; Viridiplantae; Streptophyta; Magnoliopsida; Cucurbitales; Cucurbitaceae
Product: Mitochondrial import inner membrane translocase subunit Tim17/Tim22/Tim23 family protein
Biological process (GO): mitochondrial respiratory chain complex I assembly
Cellular component (GO): mitochondrion
Source: RefSeq, a predicted model, not a curated record